AUGGACGAUGACAUACAAGCAAUUGCCAUAGGUCUUGGUGCUGGACUAGGUGGAUUUGCUGGCCUUUUACUCAUUGGUUGCAUUUGUUGGCAAAUACUUUGUGGCUCUUGGUGUGAGAAGAAAAAAGUUCAAGCAAGAAUAAAACCAAUUCCAGCUAAAAAUCAACGACAUAUAACAACAGUAACUAAAGCACAUAAUAAUGUAUCAACUAUGACAGCUAUGAAAAAUACUAAUGUUGAUCCUGAUUUAAAACCGAAUCCUGCGAAUGAUUUAGCAAUUGAAAUACGUUUUCAUAUAUCCGAUCAUUAUUUUAUUUGCACACCUGAACAAGUUAAUGAACAUAUGAUUGUAUAUCUGAUAGGUGAAUCUGUUCCAUAUGAUAAGAUUAAUAAUCAAUAUCUAUGUGAAUCUCAAAAUCAUGCAUGUAAGCAUUUUCAAGAAAAAACUUGGGCAUAUUGUGAAAGUGCUAAUGAAAAUAGUGGUUAUUCAAUAUUACGACGUCAAUUUUUAUUAAUGAUUGAAAAAUAUAAACCAAUUCAACUUCGUUACUCGUCUUGCUGUUGGGCGAAUUCAUCAGAUAAACACUUUUAUUUUGAUUUAUCUAUUGAAACAAAAUUAAAUCGAAAUAAUUCAUCACCUUAUCCAUAUAUACCAACAUCGUAUUAUGUUGAUUUUAAUAAACCAAAAGCAAUAAAAAUAUUUGUCUAUGAUGCUGAUGAUGAUGAAAUUGUUUGCGAACGAUUUGAAGAAGAUCUUGGUAGAUUUUUAACAGUAAAUGUUGAUAAUAAUUGUACAUUGACUUAUCAAACAAAUCGAUUUGGUAAACAAUUUGGUCAAUUUUGGUUAAUGGAUCGAAAUAAAAAUCAAAUUCUUUCACGCUCGUUAAUUAGUAUUCAAGUAUUUGUUUUAAAAGAUAUUAUUUGUAAUAUACAACCUGAAAUUAUUGUUGAAAGUAAAGAAGAUCGAUCUAAUAUGUCUACAAUCAGAAUAAAAGAAUCAGUUUAUAUAAGCGUUAGUUUGAAUCCUAAUUGUCUUUUAAUUGAACCUCAAGAUCAAACAAUAACUGAACUAACAACAUUAUGUACGAACAAACAACCAGUUGUUUUAGCUAAUGGUGGUAUUGAAGUUAUAUUUGAAUGUUCACCAACUUUAUGUGAAAAAUAUCAAGUAUGUUUUGUCGGUGAAUUCGGUCUUAAGUUACCAUCUACUGAAAUUAAAUGUUUUUCAAUUGAAAUUAUCGGUACUGGGGAUGAAUGUGCACAUGCCGUAAGCAAUUAUCAUUUUCUGAAACCUCACAAUCGCCAUUUUAUCAUAGCAGAGCCUAUUACUCAAAAACAAAGCGCAACAAUAUCAACAACAUCGUCAAAAUCAUCGCCAUCAAAAUUAUGGAAGACAACGACAACAUUACCACGAUCACAUUCGAGAGUAUCAUUAUCAUCAGGAUCUAAAUUUCGAAGCUGGAUGUGGAUUUUAGUUGUUCUUAUAUUUUUUCUUUUGAUUGGAUUUACUGGAUAUUUCGGUUUUAAGCACAUAUUACGGACAUUUAAUCGAUAUUCUUUGGACAGCGAUCAAUUUCAUUCAUCGAGUAGAAGCGAUAGCCGUACUACUAUUAAAUCUGAUCUGGUCGCAAUAUAUCCUGAUAUGAAACAAAUCAGUACGUCCAGUGCUCAAUAUAAUCAGUAUGACAACUCGCCAGAUUUGUCCCAAAAAGCAAAAGUUCGAGCGCAGCGUAUUCAAUUAGGAACAUUACUUGAAGAUGACUAA
Molecule: messenger RNA, 1764 nt
Organism: Rotaria sp. Silwood1
Lineage: Eukaryota; Metazoa; Rotifera; Eurotatoria; Philodinida; Philodinidae
Source: the annotation of a GenBank genome assembly